AUGAUUCACGAUGAUGAUGAUGAUGACGAUGAUGAUGAUGUUGAUGACGAUGAUGAUGAUAAUGAUGAUGAUGAUGAUGAAGUUGUUGUUCAUGAUGAUGAUGACGAUGAUGUUGAUGAUGAUCACGAUGUCGUUGAUGAUGAUGAUCAUGAAGAUGAUGAUGAUGCACGUGAUGAUGUAUGUGAUUAUGAUGAUUCCCGAUGA
Fasciola hepatica (liver fluke) is the source of this 204-nucleotide messenger RNA. The record is from the annotation of a GenBank genome assembly. Lineage: Eukaryota; Metazoa; Platyhelminthes; Trematoda; Plagiorchiida; Fasciolidae.